Molecule: messenger RNA, 761 nt
Organism: Sinocyclocheilus anshuiensis
Lineage: Eukaryota; Metazoa; Chordata; Actinopteri; Cypriniformes; Cyprinidae
Product: glutathione S-transferase kappa 1-like
Exons: 8
Coding region: 78-761 (227 amino acids)
Biological process (GO): glutathione metabolic process
Cellular component (GO): mitochondrion; peroxisome
Molecular function (GO): glutathione transferase activity; glutathione peroxidase activity
Source: RefSeq, a predicted model, not a curated record
GAUCUCUGACCUGCAGCUCCAUUCUUCUCCCAUUAAAAGGAAUCAGAACAAGAACACAGCAAGGGUUUUGUACCAUCAUGCCUAUGUCCAGUUCCAGAAAAGUGGUCAAGCUGUUCUAUGAUGUCAUCUCUCCUUAUUCCUGGCUGGCAUUUGAGGUGCUGUGUCGCUAUAGAAAUGUUUGGAACAUUGACCUCAAAUUCAAACCGGCAUUUUUAGGGGUAGUAGUCUUUCAUGGUUCAGGUAACCAGGAACCUGGAUUGGUCCAAAAUAAGUUUCAUUACAUGGUCACAGAUUUGAAGCAGCUGUCUGAGUUCUUUGGGGUCCCUGUGAAUCCACCUUUACCUUGUAAGAAGGGCACUUUGAAUGUGAUGCGUUUUGUGACAGCUGUUGCUGAGAAAGAAAAAGAGGGAGGCGUGCUGGUGGAAAGGGUGUCUAGAGAGCUCUGGAAGAAUGUCUGGAGCACUCAUCAGGACAUUACCCAGCCUGCCUCAUUAAUUGAGGCAGGAUUAAAGGCAGGUCUCUCAGCCAAUGAGGUGGAAGAAAUUCUGAUCCUUUCCCAAUCUCAGCAAAUCAAAGACAAGCUGAAGAGUGUCACACAAGAAGCACUGGACUAUCGAUCCUUUGGUCUUCCAUUCAUCGUGUGUGAUGUGAACGGGAAGACUGAGGUCUUCUUUGGUUCUGACAGAUUUGAGCUCAUGGCUCAACGCAUCGGAGAGAAGUGGAUGGGGCCUCACCCUAACAAGCCCACAGCCACAAUGUGA